Molecule: messenger RNA, 7851 nt
Organism: Pongo pygmaeus (Bornean orangutan)
Lineage: Eukaryota; Metazoa; Chordata; Mammalia; Primates; Hominidae
Gene: COL24A1
Product: collagen type XXIV alpha 1 chain
Exons: 61
Coding region: 532-5676 (1714 amino acids)
Biological process (GO): extracellular matrix organization
Molecular function (GO): extracellular matrix structural constituent conferring tensile strength
Source: RefSeq, a predicted model, not a curated record
AAGUCAGUGAGCGGUGAAAUUUAACACCGGCCGGAUUUGCUUGGCUCCUCUUCUUCCAGGCAAAGCAGCCGGCGGCAGUCCACGCCGAGCGCCUGCAGUUGCCACCGGCCCCCUCGCACCGACUUGAUUUCCGAAGCCCAAAGCAGAGGACUCCACUGGAGUCACAGAGUCGCCUUUGAACCGCAAGUGAACUUGAGUGCUGCACUAGCAGCCCGGCUCCCGCUGCCGCCGGCGCCCCGAGGCCUCCCAGUGAGGUUUACCUCCUCGCCCGCCGUCCCCGGGGAGCGCAACCCUGGGCUCGUUCGUUACCGAGCCAGAGAGCUAGGAAGCCUGUCCUCCCCUUCGGGUGCUAUUUCCUACCUCCUCCCGACUUCACCCCCUCCCCUCCUUUUUUUCUUGUUGCGGGUUUGAAGCAUGGUUUUCAUGUGACUGUUUUUUCCCUUUUUUCAUGGACAGUACCUGCACCCUAAGCAGUUCAGAGUUGGCUUCUGUUUUCCGUUAGCGCUUUGCUGCACGGACAAAUGCAUACAAAUGCAUUUAAGAGCCCACAGAACAAGGCGUGGAAAAGUCUCCCCCACGGCAAAAACGAAACCACUUCUUCAUUUUAUUGUACUAUGUGUGGCUGGGGUUAUUGUUCAUGCACAAGAACAAGGCAUAGAUAUUCUUCAUCAACUAGGCCUUGGAGGCAAAGACGUAAGACACUCAUCAUCAGCGACUGCUGUACCAUCAUCCUUUACACCAUUACCUCAGGGGGUCCAUUUAACAGAACCAGGAGUCGUUUUUAAAAAUGAUGCUUAUAUUGAGACACCUUUCGUGAAAAUUUUACCAGUCAACUUAGGGCAGCCGUUUACAAUAUUAACUGGGUUACAGUCACAUCGGGUGAACAAUGCAUUUCUCUUCAGCAUUAGAAAUAAAAAUAGACUGCAAUUAGGAGUACAAUUACUACCUAAAAAAUUAGUAGUACACAUUAGAGGAAAGCAGCCUGUAGUUUUCAACUACAGUGUUCAUGAUGAGCAAUGGCACUCAUUUGCCAUUACUAUCAGAAACCAAAGUGUCUCAAUGUUUGUUGAGUGUGGAAAGAAAUAUUUUAGCACAGAGACUAUUCCAGAAGUUCAGACCUUUGAUUCUAAUAGUGUGUUUACUUUAGGAAGUAUGAAUAAUAAUUCUGUCCAUUUUGAAGGAAUAGUAUGUCAGUUAGAUAUCAUUCCUUCUGCAGAAGCAUCUGCAGACUACUGCAGAUAUGUGAAACAGCAGUGUCGCCAAGCAGACAAAUACCAACCUGAAACAAGCCUUCCUUGUACAACUCUCAUACCAACUAAGAUACCGGAACACUCUCCCCUGCCCAAACGAUUUGCUGAAAAAGUACUGUCAGAGGGUACAUUUACUGAAGGCAAAAGCAUUCCAAAUAUCAUAAAAAAUGAUUCUGAAACCGUGUAUAAAAGACAAGAACACCAGAUAUCAAGAUCUCAGUUAUCUUCUCUUCAGUCAGGAAAUGUCUCUGCUGUGGAUCUCACAAACCAUGGGAUUCAGGCCAAAGAAAUGAUCACUGAGGAAGAUACUCAGACAAAUUUAAGCCUGUCAGUGACCCCUCAUCGCAUCAGUGAGGCAAGAAUGAAUACCAAAGAGAAAUUUAGUUCUCUCCUAAACAUGUCUGACAAUAUCACACAACAUGAUGAUAGAGUAACUGGUCUGUCACUGUUUAAGAAGAUGCCAUCUGUUCUUCCACAAAUAAAACAAGAUACAAUUACUAAUCUCAAGAAGGCUAUCACAGCAAAUCUACACACUAACGAACUCAUGGAAAUGCAACCGAUUUUAAACACAAGCUUGUAUAGAGUGACAAAUGAGCCAUCUGUGGAUAAUCACCUUGAUCUAAGGAAAGAAGGUGAAUUUUAUCCUGAUGCUACUUAUCCCAUCGAAAAUAGCUAUGAAACUGAGCUUUAUGAUUAUUAUUAUUAUGAGGAUCUAAAUACAAUGCUUGAAAUGGAGUAUCUGAGAGGGCCAAAAGGAGACACUGGACCUCCUGGUCCACCUGGUCCAGCAGGUAUCCCAGGUCCGUCAGGGAAGAGAGGUCCACGGGGCAUACCAGGGCCACAUGGAAAUCCUGGGUUACCUGGAUUACCUGGUCCAAAGGGCCCCAAAGGAGAGCCAGGAUUUUCCCCAGGUCAAGCUGUUCCUGGAGAAAAGGGUGAUCAAGGCCUUUCUGGAUUAAUGGGCCCCCCUGGUAUGCAAGGUGAUAAGGGUCUCAAAGGACAUCCUGGACUCCCAGGACUUCGAGGUGAACAAGGAAUUCCAGGAUUUGCUGGUAAUAUUGGUUCACCUGGUUACCCUGGCAGGCAGGGUUUAGCUGGACCAGAAGGUAAUCCAGGUCCUAAAGGUGCACGAGGUUUUAUUGGCUCUCCUGGAGAAGUGGGACAAUUGGGACCUGAAGGAGAACGGGGCAUUCCUGGGAUCCGUGGAAAGAAGGGGUUUAAGGGGAGACAGGGUUUUCCAGGUGACUUUGGAGACAGAGGCCCUGCUGGUCUUGAUGGCAGUCCUGGACUUGUAGGUGGCACUGGUCCUCCGGGGUUUCCUGGGCUUAGAGGCAGUGUUGGCCCUGUGGGACCAACUGGACCUGCUGGAAUUCCUGGCCCAAUGGGCCUUUCAGGGAAUAAAGGACUACCUGGAAUCAAAGGUGAUAAGGGUGAACAAGGCACAGCAGGAGAGCUAGGAGAACCAGGGUAUCCUGGAGACAAGGGUGCUGUUGGUUUGCCAGGACCACCAGGGAUGAGAGGAAAGCCAGGGCCUUCAGGCCAAACAGGUGACCCAGGACUCCAAGGACCAUCUGGCCCUCCAGGACCAGAGGGUUUUCCGGGAGAUAUUGGGAUUCCUGGACAAAACGGCCCUGAAGGACCAAAGGGAAUCCUUGGAAAUAGAGGACCUCCUGGACCUCCUGGUCUCAAAGGAACUCAGGGAGAAGAAGGACCAAUUGGACCCUUUGGGGAACUGGGGCCAAGAGGAAAACCAGGUCAAAAGGGGUAUGCAGGUGAACCAGGACCAGAAGGCUUAAAGGGAGAAGUAGGAGAUCAAGGAAAUAUUGGAAAAAUUGGUGAAACAGGACCUGUUGGCUUACCUGGAGAAGUUGGGAUGACUGGAAGCAUUGGUGAAAAGGGAGAACGUGGAAGUCCAGGCCCACUAGGUCCCCAGGGAGAAAAAGGUGUUAUGGGAUAUCCAGGUCCUCCUGGCGUUCCAGGACCUAUCGGUCCAUUGGGAUUACCUGGUCAUGUGGGGGCAAGAGGACCACCUGGGAGUCAAGGUCCUAAAGGACAAAGAGGACCAAGAGGACCAGAUGGUCUCUUAGGGGAACAAGGUAUACAAGGUGCCAAGGGUGAGAAAGGAGAUCAAGGAAAAAGAGGGCCUCAUGGUCUUAUUGGUAAGACUGGAAACCCUGGAGAAAGAGGAGUUCAAGGGAAACCAGGUUUACAGGGAUUGCCUGGAAAUACAGGUGACAGAGGACUGCCAGGAGAGCCAGGACUGCGAGGACUGCAAGGUGAUGUUGGACCUCCUGGAGAAAUGGGCAUGGAGGGACCUCCAGGUAUUGAGGGAGAGUCUGGUCUGCAAGGUGAACCAGGUGCAAAGGGAGAUGUUGGACCUGCAGGCAGUGUUGGAGGAACUGGGGAACCAGGUUUACGGGGUGAACCAGGAGCUCCUGGAGAAGAAGGUCUCCACGGAAAAGAUGGGUUAAAGGGAGUACCAGGAGGAAGGGGACUUCCUGGAGAGGUUGGAGAAAAAGGAGAGAUGGGCUUACCAGGAAUUAUAGGGCCCUUGGGUAGAUUAGGCCAAAUGGGCCUUCCGGGACCUGAAGGAAUUGCGGGAAUUCCAGGGCAAAGAGGUCGUCCGGGAAAAAAGGGUGAUAAAGGACAAAUAGGACCCACAGGAGAAGUUGGAAGCAGAGGUCCUCCUGGAAAAAUUGGGAAAAGUGGUCCUAAGGGUGCCAGAGGAACUAGAGGUGCUGUGGGACACUUAGGAUUGAUGGGACCUGAUGGAGAACCAGGAAUUCCAGGGUACAGGGGCCAUCAGGGUCAACCAGGACCCUCUGGAUUGCCAGGACCUAAAGGAGAAAAGGGCUACCCAGGAGAAGAUAGCACAGUCCUAGGACCACCUGGGCCUCGAGGUGAACCAGGUCCAGUGGGGGAACAAGGAGAGAGAGGAGAGCCUGGAGCAGAGGGAUAUAAGGGCCAUGUGGGUGUACCAGGACUAAGAGGUGCCACUGGACAACAAGGACCCCCAGGCGAACCAGGUGACCAGGGUGAACAAGGACUAAAAGGAGAGAGAGGAUCUGAAGGUAAUAAGGGGAAAAAAGGAGCUCCUGGUCCUUCUGGGAAACCUGGGAUUCCUGGACUUCAAGGCCUACUUGGGCCAAAAGGCAUACAAGGAUACCAUGGAGCAGAUGGCAUUUCAGGAAACCCUGGAAAAAUUGGGCCACCAGGAAAACAGGGACUUCCUGGCAUCAGAGGCAGCCCAGGAAGAACAGGUCUUGCUGGGGCUCCAGGUCCUCCAGGAGUAAAGGGUUCAUCAGGCUUGCCAGGAAGCCCAGGAAUUCAAGGCCCAAAGGGUGAACAAGGGCUACCUGGUCAACCUGGAAUUCAAGGUAAAAGAGGUCACCGAGGAGCACAAGGUGAUCAAGGACCAUGUGGAGAGCCUGGCCUGAAAGGGCAGCCUGGAGAAUAUGGUGUUCAAGGUUUGACAGGUUUCCAAGGAUUCCCAGGCCCUAAAGGUCCCGAAGGGGAUGCUGGCAUUGUCGGGAUAUCAGGUCCUAAAGGUCCUAUUGGACACAGAGGAAACACUGGUCCACUUGGCAGAGAAGGUAUAAUAGGCCCAACAGGUAGAACUGGACCCAGAGGUGAAAAGGGCUUUAGAGGUGAAACUGGUCCUCAAGGACCAAGAGGUCAACCAGGGCCUCCAGGUCCACCUGGAGCACCAGGCCCAAGAAAGCAAAUGGAUAUCAAUGCUGCUAUUCAAGCCUUGAUUGAAUCAAAUACUGCCCUACAGAUGGAGAGCUACCAGAAUACUGAAGUGACUUUAAUUGACCACAGUGAGGAGAUAUUCAAAACCCUGAACUACCUUAGCAAUUUAUUGCACAGCAUCAAGAAUCCUCUUGGCACACGAGAUAACCCAGCACGAAUCUGCAAAGAUUUACUUAACUGUGAACAAAAAGUAUCAGAUGGAAAAUACUGGAUUGACCCAAAUCUCGGCUGUCCUUCAGAUGCCAUUGAGGUUUUCUGCAAUUUCAGUGCUGGUGGCCAGACAUGCUUACCUCCUGUUUCUGUAACAAAGUUGGAGUUUGGAGUUGGGAAAGUCCAGAUGAACUUCCUUCAUUUACUGAGUUCAGAAGCCACCCAUAUCAUCACCAUUCACUGUCUAAACACCCCAAGGUGGACAAGCACACAAACAAGUGGCCCAGGAUUGCCUAUUGGUUUCAAGGGAUGGAAUGGCCAGAUUUUUAAAGUAAACACUCUACUUGAACCUAAAGUGCUUUCAGACGACUGCAAGAUUCAAGAUGGCAGCUGGCAUAAGGCAACAUUUCUUUUUCACACCCAGGAAGCUAAUCAACUUCCAGUGAUUGAAGUACAAAAACUUCCUCAUCUCAAAACUGAACGAAAGUAUUACAUUGAAAGCAGUUCUGUAUGCUUUCUGUAAAGUCUCUGAAUUAGUUCCGAAUUUCAGGCUGUUGGCCAGGUAAUUGCUGAAGAGGGAGAAAUAAGACAGACAGAUACUGUCAUUAUGAAAUGCAUGUAAUAAAGCAUUGGCUAAAUCUUAAAGAAUCUCAGGAAGAACAGACUUCCUCCUAAGAAGGAGAAAAGGCAUUUUUAAAGGACUAUGAUUGAUAAAGUAUUUAAUUCUUUUAAAAAUUAUAUUGAUCUCAGCUUUCUUAAGAGAAUUCCCUAGAACUAAAAAUUUAUAAAUAUGGAAUUCUUCAGGGUAUCUUAUAUUUUUGACUGAGUGCGUAGUACCCAUUAGACAGCUGGAGAUGCAGAGCACUAUGGAGCAAUACUGGCUAAUGCUUCGAAAUGUGCACUGCUUCUGUCUAAAAAUUACAAGCCACAGUCUAAUAUGUCUUAUUUUCUAAAACACUAAGCUGUAUUCAGGUCCCCGAUGGACAUAUACAUCUUAGCCGGUGAUACACUACCUCUUACGUGUUGCCUCUUUGUGUUGCUUGGUGCUCUUUCGAAAACAAGGUGCUUAUGGCUUUCAUAGACUAUUUCCUUUUUCAUCUUUGUCAUUCUUUAAAAGUAUAUGUACUGGUUACAUCAAAAUAUGUUUUGGUUGUUAGUACUUAUUUUAAUUUGUUUGGUCACACACUUAAUAACACGUAAAACUAUUUAUGUGAAGUCCUUGUUUUAUUUUAAAAUUCUCUUUGUGUAUUUGGAAUCAAAGCCAGCACAUUGUAACCUGUGCUUGUAUGCAAAAGAAUUAGAUUUCUUUGUUUUUGUUUUAUUUUUUAAAUUGUUGUAAAAAUUAUUAUAGGCCAGCUACAUCUAGUAGUAGGUUUGGGGUGGAGAUUGGGGGUUGUGCCAUACUGUUUUUAAAGUUCAUGAUCAUCUGGAAUGAUACUUAGUGUAUAUAUGUUUUGUAAAGUGUUAAUUCAGCAAAUUUUUUGAAAUUGCUGCUGUUUUAAAUUAUAAAAACUUUAUAUUUCUGCUUUGUAGAAAUUAUACGUUUUGUAGUAUUCAUUGAUUUUCUUUCACUGUACUUAAAUUUAGUGUUAGUACUUUAAAAUUUUUAAUUUACCAGUCUUUAAAGCAACAUCCAGAAAAAAUAAGUCUUUUCCCAUUUAAAAUAGGCUCAGCCAGUUCAACGUCUCCUUGUUAUCAGAGAAAUGUUAGUUCAAUAUUGAAAGAAAAAUAUUAUACCUCUUGAUAUCUAGAAAAGCUUGGUCAUCCAUUAUAAAUAUAUCUUUAGCCACAGCAAACCACACUUAACCUAUCUGUAAUAAAAAUGUGCUUUAAAUAAUUUUGGGUGGUAUUUGUUUUUCCUCUUUUGUUACAAUAUGCUUUUAUUAUUUAUGAUAGCCCCUCUGGCAUAGCCUUUCUGUGUUAUGUAUAUUUAUAUUGUUAAGAAGUAUCUUUUAUAUACCUGCAAAAGGAUUAUAGGACCUAUUUCCAUGACAAAAAUAAACUCUUACAUAUAUGAUCAAAUGACUUUCAACAAGUGCGCCAAUGCCAUUCAAUGGAGAAAGGACAGUCUUUUCAACAAAUGGUUCUGGGAAAACUGGAUAUCCACAUGUAAAAGAAUGAUGUUGAACCCUUACCUUAUAUUACAUACAAAAAGUAACUCAAAAUGGGAGCAAAUAUCUAAACAAAAGAGCUAAAACUAUAAAACUCUUAGGAGAACACAGAAAAUCCUUCAUGACACUGGAUUUGGCAAUGAUUUCUUGGAAUGACAACGAAAGCACAGUCAACAAGAGAAAAAAAUAGACAAAUUGGACUCUCUCAAUAUUAAAAAUUCUCUGUGCAUCAAAGAACACUACCAAGAAAAUGAAGAAGCAGCCCAAGGAAUAUGAUAAAAUAUUUGCAACUCAUAUAUCUGAUAAGGGAUUAAUACCCAGAAUAUAUAAAGAACUCCAGUGACUCAACAAUAGAAGAACUAGCAACCCGGUUUAAAGAAUGGGCAAAGGACUUGAAUAAACAUUUCCCCAAAGAUAUAGAAAUGGCCAAUGAAUAAAAAGAUGCUGGCUGGGCACAGUGGUUCAUGCCUGUAAUCCCAACACUUUGGGAGGCUGAGGUGGGAGGAUUGCUUGAGUCCAGGAGUUCAAGACUAGCCUGGGAAACGUAGUGAGACACGAUCUCUACAAAAAUUUUCUAAAAAUUAGCC